AUGAGUACUUCGUGGAUAAACUACGUGUAUAAACAGUUCACUGGGGAAGAAGACAAUGAACGCGCAACCAACUCAUUGGAUGUCCUUUCUAAAGCCAAUAUCUGGUUCACAGAUCUUCCAACAAAUAACUUAGGUCCGAUUGAGGAAUCAUUCGGGGCGCGCAAGAUGACUAAAAAGGUAGGUGCCUAACUUACACUUCUUUUCUUUUAAUACAUUAUUUGAAGACUGUUUAGAGUUGAGGAGACUGAUGGGACAAUAUGUCAAUCAGUUUUUAAGUUUAGGACUUUGCCUUUUUCUUUCUUUCUCUCUUUAUUUUGUACUCAAUCUUGAGAUGAAUCAAGCGCGCGGAAAUGCUCUUCAACUACGACGCACCGAUUUCGUUUUCUUUUGAACAACGUUAUUGAAGGAAAAAGUUGAAAAAAUUUCUCCCAUCUAUAACAAGUAAACAAAAAAGGCUCUAAAGGUUAGUUUGGCGAUCAUUUUGUUAUGAAGAGUAUUUAACCAUUUAAGAAAUCAGACUAAAUUAUAGCUGAUUUUGCAACACACGCAAUCUUUGUUCUUUUGUUUAUUGCGUGUUAUGCGCCUUUGUGGAGUUCUCAUGGUCGGCGUGCUUUAAAACGUCCUGGCUCGAUAUGUUAUGUUAUAAUAUUAUAUGUUACAAUGUUUUGUAUAUAAAACGUCAAAUGUACUUAAUCUUAUUGAACUAGGGUAAGAAGGAUAAAGAAUUGGAGGAAAAGAUGGCAGUCCUUGAACAACAAUACCAAGGUAAGAUAUCUUUUUUUUCCAACUUUAAUCCAGGCUGGUGGUCGAUGCAGACCAACGCAAUAGUGCGUGGGCGAAGAAAACGCUGGAAACAGCAGAGAUUGUUCCUCAUAUUUUUUAGCGCAACUCUCGCUGUUUUUGGACAACUCCUCCCCCCCCACACGCCUUUUUGCCUCCACUGUCUGAGAACUCAUUAAAGGUAAUUGCUCUCAACAAAGAGGAUAAUCAUCCAAUGUGCAGGCCUUUGUCGGUUUUUGUCGUCAAAUCCGCAAUAAAAUAAAGUGAUGAAGGUGUAUAACUAUCGAUUGACUGAGUAACUGAAUUACUCACCGAGUGACUGACCGAUCGACUGACUGACCAAGUGACUGAGUAACUGAAUGACUGACCGAGUGACUGACCGAUCGUCUGACUGACUGACUGACUGACCAACCAAUAUAUGGUUUGACUUAUCGACCGGAUGACUGAAGAAAGGACCACGUUUAUUGACUGUCUGUUUGUCUGUCUGUCUGUCUGUCUGUCUGUCUGUCUGUCUGUCUGUCUGUCUUUCUGUCUGUCUAUUCAGCCGUGAUCCCCGAUUGGUAUGACGUGUGAGACGUCAGAGCUUAGUCAGUUGACUAUUGGCUCAUUGCUUAUACUGACCAUCUAACUUUCUAAAGCAUAUCAGAGCACCAUUCCUUGAAUUCGGUUAGCUUUAGAGAAUCUAAGACAAUCAUACUUUCAGAGGAUAUUUGAGACAAAAAAUGCGGUUGUUCACCACUAAGCUAAGCUUUUAUAACUACAUUAGAGAGAGAGAAAGAACUCCUAAAAAGGAACUCUGCCUUGGAAAAUCAACUGAAAGAAUCACGUGACAAAAUGGACGAUCUACGCAUUCAGUAUGAAAAAGAAAACGAGUCUCUCCAGACUGAAAUUAAAGACUUGAAGGACACUCUACUUAGGAGAGAAAAGUGUCAUACAAGACAAAAAGAUCUUUUCAAAAAGAUGGCAGCUAAUGCCCAGAGUGAACUGGACAAAGCUCGGGCGGUCAUUUCAAAUCUCUCUGAAGGGAUGAAGGCCUGUGAAGGUAAGUCUUAUGCAUAAGGUAAACUAUUCAUUCAUUUUUUCUCAGUACAAAACUGAUCAUAAAACGUGCUUAUGAACUAAAUAUUGUUGCGUUCAAUCAAAAGUUUGGUAGAUAAGCACAGAUAAGCAAAAAAAAAACGUUACAAAUGACUAAACAACAACCCGUAAAAAGAUAUUUAAUACUUAAAAAAACACAAGGUUAAAACUUCCUCCACAUAAUAUGUAGUAAUUUACAACGUACGAUAUAGGACAAAAUGGUUGGGACACAGUCGGUUCCACCCCUCCCUGAUCUUCCCACAAACAAUUCGGAGCCAACUGAUUCCUCAGUCGGUUCUAAAUUGUUUAUGGGAAGAUCGGUGACCCACACGUUGGCUUUAGAAAGGACAUCCAAUGAACUGAAUGCUCGUUCACUUCUUGUACAAGCACAUUACAGGCGAAGAAGACAACUUGUCCUCUUCUCCAGUAAUCUGUUUGUACCAAAAGUUUAGAACUCCACCUGACUUUUAUGAUAUCCAAAAACUACUCAUGUUUACACCCGUAGCUAUAAUCAUUUCAUUCGAAAUCGCAAAUCUUUCCAGUCUGAGCAGUUAUUAUAGUUGCGCGCGGUAAACAGAUGGCGUCGUCACGGUGUCGUCACAUGAUUAUUUAAUCACAUCAUGAGGACAACCGAGAAACCUGGCUGGCAGCCAUGAAGUUUGCAUCCAAGAAUUCAGUUUGCUUGACUUAAACUUAACCUAGGCAAAAUCGUGUUUUAAAAACAUCAUUCUUGAAAGCCAUCUCUGAGUUAAACUAUUUACAUUUUAUAUGAUCAAAACGGUGGCGAACACCCAGCACUCCUUUGACAAUCCUUGUCCAGGAAAUGAAGCUGUUUGCGUCUAUUUUGUGAACGUUAACAUUUAGAAGAUUGUUAGAGAAUGUGCAAAGAAGAAGAGGAAGCGAAGGAGUCAAUAAAAUGGAAAUAUAGAAAUGCAAUUGAUCUCUGAUGAGAUAAGCCUUUACAAUCACCAGGAACUGAGAUAAAGAAUUAUUAUAAAUGAUCAACUCUUUCUUGCGUGGUCAACAAAAGAAGAUUUCAUUGAGCUGAAAAAGAAAAUAAAAAGUGAUUGAACAUACUGAAGAAAUCUUCAUUCGACGUCAAAUCUUUCUCUGUUGGACUUGGCUUUCAUUGGGGGGAGAUGUGGUCUAUUUUUGGCAAUACGAAAUUAAUCAAAUAUACGAUUUUAGGAAAACUCGAAGGAUGUGGCUGAAAACAAUCUGAGAUAUUUCAACGUGAGCGACGUUUGUAUUUUCUCUGAGGAGCUUUUAAAUUCUGUGCCUGACUACUAGUAAUAAUUAAAUGUCUUACUUACUAAGUGGCGUUGUAAUAUUCCCGUAUUUUUUGUUCAUUUCAGCGACUCUUUCUGUAUCAAAGGAGACAAUCAGUGUGAAAGAUCAAAAAAUUAAACAGCUUACAUCUCAGCUAAAAAAAUAUGAAGAUCUCCUUAAAAAAUUAACGGUUGAUACGAGAAAUUAUCACAAGAGCCUGCAGAAAGCUGCAGACGAUGUUGACAAAAUCAGUGAAAGACUGGAGGUUUCUCUAGGUAUGUGUAACAUAGUGGGUUAAUAUUUGGCAGCACAAAAUUAAGCAAAACACGAUUUUUAACAAAGGUAGCUGGUAAUUUAUUUUGUUGCGUCCAUCAAAAAAAAAAAAAAAGAAAGAAAACCCAGACAAACAGAAUUGUUAACCAAGAACACUUGCCCUGAGAACCAAAUUGCUGAAAUGGAAGAAGUCGUUUUUUCCAUGUUAACUAUUUGGUCCUCAUGGCGGUGGCUGAUGCCGAUGAAAGAAAUGUAGGAAUUCGCUUUUUACCAGUUGAAAAAGCGUUUUCUGUUCGUUAAGUUUGAUUUAUUUGUUUUAUUGCCAUUUUCAGCCGUUAAGAAGAAACUGUUAAGGAAAAACAGAUGCCUCGAGGAAAAAAUUGUCACUAUGGAAGGAACAAUGACCAAUGCCGAAGCAAAAGUGAAGGAAUUGUCAGGUGACCUUUUUUUUUUUCGUUUUUAGUACUUCCUGAAGUAAUUUAAACUAUCUGUUAUAAUGAAAUUUUUCAGCCGAUAAGUCCGAAUUAUUAACGAAGAACGCUUGCCUUGAGGACCAAAUUGCUGAAAUGGAAGAGACCGUUUCUUCCUUGUUAACAGUUUUGUCCUCAAGGCGGUGGCUAAUACCGAAGCAAACAUGGACGAAUUGUUCGGUGACAAUUUAUUUCACUCUUUACUACUUGAAAGAGUGUCUUCUGUUCUUGAAGUUUGAAUAAUUUCUUUUCUUUCUCUUUGCAGAAGUCAACUCUAAGUUGGUUGAGAAGAUCAGUUUCCUUCAGGAUGAGGACAAAAAGAUGCAAUUUGAUCUUCAAGAAAGAAGAAACAAGGAGAGGCUAAACGACAAAAUGGGUAUGAUGAACCAUUUAAAGGAAGAUCUGAAAACAAAACGUACUGAUGUGACAGUAGAAAUACUAGGUUCGUGAAGCGAUCUUAUGAAUAGAUAAACGUAGCAUAACUUCAUUAAUGAGACAUGAGAUAUUUUCCGCGUGCGAUUGAUUUUAACGCGACCGAGUUAAAGUGAUGAAUAUCUAUUGGUAUUACGAGGUGAUGGUACCAAAUUUUAAGAGAACGUCCAGUGCAAUGAAGGUCGUUCUAUAACUGUUGAUUCAAUCAAAACGUUUUUGUCCUUGACACUAAUAAGGGGAUGAGCUUAUUUGUUGACAAAAUUGCUUUAAAAUUUCAACCCCCGUUUUAUAAAGUGAGCUGUUGGUAAACCCUUUGUGUCGUGCAUUUCAAAAAUAUAUUGAAGAAUAAUAAACGAGAAAGUCUCUAUUAGCAUUAAAAAUAUGAAGGUUUAUUUUUCCUUUCAGUGACAAUAUCUAAAACUCACAGUCUUCCUCAAAAUUCGCUUCUAGCCUGAAUAUUUGCCCUUUGUAAUGGAUGAUAUCCGUGAACUAAUAUUCUGGUGCAUUUUCGCACCAAAUAGAGGAUGAGAUUUAUAGUGGAGCUCGCAGAGCGUAGCCCCAUAAUUAUACAAAAUAGUAGUAAUCCAUCAAGCUGAAAAAAUUUGGAUGUACGACCGUACGACCGUACAACCUUACGACCGUACGACCGUAGAAGGUACUAAUUUUAACAUGCGUGGUCAACUGUAAUGCGGGCACGCCAACGCCGCGGCUUUGUUCAGUAGUCCAGUGGUCAGUGCACUGGGCUCCGAGUCGGACGACCCGGGUUUUUAGGCCUGGCCGAGGCAAGGCGUUGUGCCCUUGAGACGUGCGGGAAAAAAAUGCGAGCUUCGCUUUUAGGCUUGGCUAAAUCUAUAUAUUAUAAUUCAUAAACUGGUACGCGUGGAACAGACUCCGAUGAACAUAUAGGCAUAUUCGAUGUUGGAAGGGAAGUUGUUGCAUACGAUGUCUGUCAAAACUUAAAGAAGGGGUUUGUGUCGGAAAUAUAUCCAAGUUUUAAUGCGUUCAAUUUUUUUUCCCUAGCCGGUGUCUACGACGACCUGCAACCUACAGAGCUCAAUGUGAAAAGCGGGGACUGUUUUCUCCCAGAACAAAAAAGUACUGUGCUUAUAAAAGAGACAGAAACGCCUAAAGGCGAUGAAGCAAAUGUAAAGAAGACAGUAAAAGGUGUUGAUAAUUUAACAUUUUGUUGUAAUUGUAGUAACUUGUACUUUAGUUAUUACGUAAGAUAUCAUUGACGCCUCUUAUCUCUUAUGGGGAGGGGGGGAGGAGGGAGUGGGAUGAGAAUGUUGUCAGCAUAGACUAGCCAAGUAUUUAUCGAGUAAAAAUGUUACAGGAUUAUUUCAUUUCUCGUCAUUUCAGUCAAAGAGAACAGCGAGCCUCGCCCGUCAAUGUUAUCAUCUGCAGCCAGAGUUUCAACGAGUGGAACUUUAGUGCAGGACACCUGUCUGAGAAAAAGGCAUAGAAGUGAUCAAAGCAAGGGAUUCAGUUGCGACAGCAAAACAGCUGAUCCGUUGUCCAUGCCUACCGCAGGUAAGAGCAGUGAAACACAUUACCAAAAAAUAAACGAAGAAACAAAGCAAAUGGGAAACGGGUUUUGUAAAAAUCUACUAAUCUCAUUGGCGUCUCUUUCAGACAAAGGUGGCCCCAUCAGGCACCAUCAAUCACCCCUCCCUCCCAUAUUUGCACGACUAUCUACAUCUGAAGUAGGCCGAGCUAAAAAGGAUGACGACUGGCUGGUUAGGAACCAAGGAAACUUUCUACCUUUCUCCCAAAAGGGUAAGUGACAUUUCUAUGAAAAUGCUAUUUUCAUAUAUUUUCCAGUUUACUACUGACAAAAGUUGUCAGAGUUUUGAGGUUUUUGGAUGCCUUUCUUUCUUUGCAGCCGGUGGCUUUGAUUACGAUCCUGAACGAACUCUGCAUGAAAGCCAUUUAGAAGAAAAAGAUGAAAAAUAUUUUUCAAUGAAAGGAAACUCAUCCUUCGAGGCGGAAAAAGGUAUAAAAUGUUUUGAUAAUAUGUACUUAUACGUUUUUUAGUAUGUCCCAUGACAGUGAGUAAGAGACUGGUCAUUAUUCAUCGCCUGAAGGGGUGGGAGCGGAGGAUUUUGGUUGUAUCAAAAUGCAAUGUAAUUUUAAAUACCCUAACUUUUACUCUGUUAGUGAAGACUGAUCCCCCCCCCCUAAAAAAAACCAUGUGAUUCCUGGAAAAUCUUCCGAAACUCGGAGAAGAAGAAAGCAUCAGCACGUCAAAGUUUUUUAAUGUUUUAUUGACUUUCAAUUUUUGUAGACGGAGCCUGUCGAUUAGUAGAAGAAGACCAUUCUAAGUAUGAUGAAAAGUCGCAAGAUGAGUCCUCUGUUAAGAAAAUGUCCUCUGCUAAGAUACGAAACUCAUCCUUUGAGGCAGAAAAA
Molecule: messenger RNA, 6707 nt
Organism: Pocillopora meandrina
Lineage: Eukaryota; Metazoa; Cnidaria; Anthozoa; Scleractinia; Pocilloporidae
Source: the annotation of a GenBank genome assembly